Molecule: messenger RNA, 860 nt
Organism: Lolium perenne
Lineage: Eukaryota; Viridiplantae; Streptophyta; Magnoliopsida; Poales; Poaceae
Product: non-specific lipid transfer protein GPI-anchored 1
Source: RefSeq, a predicted model, not a curated record
GGCCGGUCACUCCUUCUCAUCCUCUCAGAUUCGACAAGCUCAACUUCUGCAAGCAAUCACCGCUGAGCUAAAGUUCAGAACCAAACCAAACAGGAAACUCAACCAGCACCCGGCCGGCGAGCUAUGGCGCGGCGGUGGCAGCUGGCGGCGGUGCUUUUCCUGGCCUUGUCGACGGCGACGACGUCCAUGGCGCAGGACGCGCUGCAGACUAAGUGCCAGGACGACUUGUCGAAGCUGUCAGACUGCAUGGACUACGCGACGGGGCACGAGGACUCGCCGUCGGCCAAGUGCUGCGACGACACGUCGGAGACGCAGAAGGAGCGCCCCGAGUGCCUCUGCUACAUCAUCCAGCAGGUGCACAGCGGCACCCACGGCGUCCAGAACCUCGGCCUCCGCUUCGACCGCCUCCUCGCGCAGCCCGCCGCCUGCAAGCUCACGCACGCCAACGUUUCCCUCUGCAUCAACCUACUGCACCUGACCCCGAGCUCACCAGACUACGCAAUGUUUGCCAACGCCUCCAAGAUUACUCCGUCUCCUGCCGCCCCGGCGAGCGCCAGCACCGCCAACGGCGGAUUCAAGGUCCCAACGGGGCUCGGCUACGGCGUCGUGGCAGCGGCCGUGGUCUCCGCGGUCUUCUCAUCCAUCUUCUAAUUUCCCGAGGACCAGACGCCCUUUUAUCCUCACCUUUUCUUGUUCUCCUAUCAAGCUCUGUGUGUUUACUUACUCUGCAAAGUCCCCACGAAACGAUAUCCUUUGGUUAGUCUACUCAUGUAUGUGACACGGAGAUUCGUUCUGAUGAUGUGUAAUGUUUUUUUCACCAAGAUAAAUAGAUCGACAGCUGAGACCUGUGUUUUUCCGCA